AUGUCUUAAGAUAAAGUUUCAGAGUAUUUGACUAGAAAGCUUUGUUCAAAGCGCUAUGGUUUAGUUUUGGGAGUUGUGGGAUUGCUUGGUCUAUAGAAUUAUAGCUUUGCAUUUUUGACUGCUUAAAAAGUGAGAGCAAGAGUUUUUCCAAAAGAAUACAUGGAGAGUACAUUUGGGAAUCAAAUCAGAAGAGAAUUUGGGCCAGAUGCUCAUGUUCCUGGUAUGGGUUACCCUGAUAUGGGUGCUGGGCCUUUCUCAAAGUAAUUGGCUUAUAAAGAUUGGUUUGAGUUUAAUAAUGCCUAGAGAGUUCAUAGUAAUUCUCUAGAAUAAUUAGCUUGGUCAUUACCAGCAUUUCUAAUCGCUGGAAUAUUUUUCCCUAGAUUAGCAGCUAGCUUAGGUGGAGUAGUUUUUGUUGGUAGAGAGCUUUACAGAUAUGGAUAUAUGACAAAGGAAGGACCGAGUAGUAAAAUUAGAGAAAUGGGUGCAAUACCACUUAAUGUAGCUUAAUUAACUCUACUAUUGUGCAUUGGCUUUAUUGGAGUUAGGUAUAUGACAGGUGGCUUCUUAAAGAGAAGAAAAUUAAUAAAAAAACUAACUAUGUAACCUAUUGAUAGAAAAAUUGCUGAAGUAAUUGAAAAGGAAGCCAAGAAGAAAUAAGGAUGGGCUAACUGA
Stylonychia lemnae is the source of this 672-nucleotide messenger RNA. Lineage: Eukaryota; Ciliophora; Spirotrichea; Sporadotrichida; Oxytrichidae. The record is from the annotation of a GenBank genome assembly.